AGGAGACAUCAUUCCCACUUUCCCAGCAAGCUAAUUCUAACUGAUAAAUAAAUGUCUCUAACUCUAAAAUAGGAGUACUAAACAGUGAUAAUUGAAAAGUUCAAAAGUAGAAACAAUAUUGGGAUUGGCUGAAUGAAGAUUUCAAAACCCUUCAUACUUCCAUCUCUUCUUCUAUCACUGAUCUCUAUAAUAAUAGCUUCAAGCUUCCUUAAAACCCCUAAAAAUUCCGAAGAUAACAUCAAUACAAUGGAAAAAGCAGCAGAAAAUGGGGGGUUAGUCUUAGAAAUAUUUGGAGUAAGAAUUGAGAAAAACCCUCUUCAAUCUAAGCUUGAUGAUCUUCAAGUAGCCACUUGGCCCAAGUGGACUGGUCAACCCAGCAAAAUUCCGUGGACUUUUGAAGCAGAGGAGACAAUGUACCUUUUGGAGGGUAAAGUGAAGGUUUCUGUUGAUGGGCGUGAUGGGUCUUUUGAAAUUGGAGGCAGUGAUUUGGUUAUCUUCCCUAAAGGCAUGAAAAUCACUUGGGAAGUACUUCAAACUGUGACCAAGCACUAUCAUUUGGAUAAAUAAAAUGGAUGUGAAUAACAUUCUUAGAGGAUAUCACGCCUUAAAUUUGUUGAUAUAUGUAUCCUUUUAUACUCGGGAGUCGAGACUACUUACGACUUGUUAAAGUUAAAACUCUAUUAUCAUCAACACAAUUGGCAGGUGUAGCCGUUAAUUUUAUGGACUUGUGUAAGGUGAUCAAGGGACCAAGUUUGAUAACCAAGCUUAAUAUUUCAAUUGAGUGAUUUCUUCC
Amaranthus tricolor (Joseph's coat) is the source of this 793-nucleotide messenger RNA. RefSeq lists its product as uncharacterized. The record is from RefSeq and is a predicted model, not a curated record. The transcript is spliced from 2 exons. Lineage: Eukaryota; Viridiplantae; Streptophyta; Magnoliopsida; Caryophyllales; Amaranthaceae. Bases 133 to 567 code for a protein of 144 amino acids.